This is a messenger RNA of Rotaria sp. Silwood1, 810 nucleotides long. Lineage: Eukaryota; Metazoa; Rotifera; Eurotatoria; Philodinida; Philodinidae. The record is from the annotation of a GenBank genome assembly.
AUGACAAUAACUCUUGAAAGAAAUUCUAAUAAUGAUCCAUAUUUAAAACAUUUAUCAAUAACUAUUCACACAAAUGAAAUGUUACAAAUAAAAAAUCGUCUACUUGAUUCACCUAAUAUUGUUUAUCGAAAUAAUCGUAUUGUUUCAAAUGCUUAUAUUGAAAAUGUUGCUCAAAAAAUCGAAACACGUUUAGAUACUAUAAAUUCAACUGUAUCGUUUAAAAAAAAAUUUGUUGAUCAACCAAAAUCUAAUGGUGAUGUUUUUAUGUUUAUUGGUGCUGAUGUUUCACAUGUUGUUGUUUCUGAACGUAAACUAUCAAUAACAGCUGUUGUUGCAAGUAUAUCACCAACAUCAACACCAUGUGUAUGUUGUUCAAGUGAACAACGAUCAAUUAAAGAUAAAAAAUAUUCAUUAGAAAUUUUUAAAGAUUUUCAAUCUAUGAUACCACUUAAAAAUGCUUGUUUAGAACGUAUAACAAAUAUAGCUACUGGUACAGUUAUUGAUACAGCUAUUGUACAUCUACAUCAAUUUGAUUUUUAUCUUAAUUCUCAUGCAGAUGCAUUUGAUACUAAUCUUUGCCAUACUGAUGUACGUUGUACAAAAACUAUUAAAUAUUCAGCAGCAGCUCAUUAUACUCAUACAGUUGCUUAUCAUGCAAGAUAUUUUGAAAAAGAAUCAUAUCAAACAAUAUCACAAAAUCAUUCAAAUCAAUAUACUACACAAAUUGAAGAUGAUCUUACGUUAGAAGAUAUCAAAAGUAAUCUUAUUAUGAUGAAUAAAAAUGUCAAAAAUAUGAUGUGGUUUACAUAG